Messenger RNA from Gymnogyps californianus (California condor), 2963 nucleotides. RefSeq names its product pseudouridine synthase 7 like (gene PUS7L). Lineage: Eukaryota; Metazoa; Chordata; Aves; Accipitriformes; Cathartidae. Gene Ontology annotation, cellular component: nucleus. The record is from RefSeq and is a predicted model, not a curated record. Gene Ontology annotation, biological process: pseudouridine synthesis. Bases 26 to 2113 code for a protein of 695 amino acids. The transcript is spliced from 8 exons. Gene Ontology annotation, molecular function: RNA binding; pseudouridine synthase activity.
GGGAGCAGGGGAAGGCAGGGGAGCCAUGCUUCGUUCCUUCAGUUACGUGACUGAUCACACUGGCUUCUGUGGUACUAUCAAAAACUCAGCGAGCGACUUCGUAGUGACAGAAAUCGAGGUGCCUGAGCACUUACUUAGGGAUACCCGGGCUGAAUCGCUUCAGAAAACCAGCGAAGCGCAGCUAGAACCAAGUAGCCUGUGCCUGCAGCAACCCAAAAAGCAGAGAACGGAGCCUCCCAGUCCAUGCGCUGAGGGCUGUCAUGGCGGUGCGCCUAGUCCUUCCGAGCGUGACCCAAGCUGCGCAGGAGGUGACUGUUCUGCAUCCCCUAACAAAAAACAGCCUGAGGGUGAACCUGAACUGAGAUCUGGCCUCGAGGAAGCCAGUAUGUUGGAUUCCUUACUAGGCAAACCCAUGAGUGAACUGCUUAAUAAAUUUGCUUGUGAUCUGAAGGAUGCGUGGGACUUGGAAAACAAUGCCGAUGCUGCCACUAGGGAGUUCUCGCUGGGACCUAUACUGGACAAGAAAGAUCGAGCUGAUUUACACAGUGCUGUUAGGCAGAAAUUCCCCUUUCUAGUCACUGUUACAAAAGACAACGAAAUGAUUGUAAAAGGAAAUGCUGAUUACAGAGAACUUUGUCAGUUAGUGACUGAAAAGGAAACAAGUGAUUUCUUUAAAUUUUUAGAUGCAAAGAUAGAAAAUUCUACAUUUUCUUUUGCGCCUGAUGGAAAUAAAGAGCACAGAAAAGUAGUUCACCACUUUAUCAACAGAAAAUUUGGAAGACUAUUAGAAACAAAGUCUUUUACUGUGACAGAUGUCAAUGAUCAGCCAAAUAUGUCAAUAAUGGUACGAUUUCGAGAAAAAAGUUGGUCCAGAAAAAGGUCUGCUGGUGGUUUCCAGGAAAAACAAGAUCUUUAUACAGCUUUCACCCUUCAGAAAGAAAAUCUAGAAACACUAGAAGCAAUCGGCUUCUUGGCUGCUGAACUUGGUGUUCUUCCUUCAGACUUCAGUUACACUGGCAUCAAAGACAAGAAGGCUAUUACUUACCAACCUAUGGUUGUGAAGAAGGUGACUCCUGAGAGGUUGAAAGAAAUUGGAAGCAAAAUGGAAAAAAAGGGCAUGAGAAUACACAACAUACAUUCAGCAUGCCAGCACCUUAGACUUGGUCAGCUGAAGGGCAAUCACUUUGAUAUAGUUGUGAGAGAUCUCAAACACCACAGUCAUGACUCUUCUGCGGAUUUGAAAGAGAGAAUAUCUGAAGCAAUGGAAAACGUUGAGACAAAAGGUUUUGUAAAUUACUACGGACCUCAGCGAUUUGGACAAGGACAAAAUGUUCAGACAGAUCAAAUAGGAUUGGCUUUACUGAAUGAAAAAAUGGUGAAAGCUGUGAAGUUAUUCUUCACACCUGAAGAUACUGAUGACCCUGUAAACAACGCAAAAAGAUAUUUUCUUCAAACUGAAGAUGCAAAGGGCACACUUGUGAUGCUGCCAGAAUUUAAAGUGAGAGAGAAGAUGUUGCUACGAGCUUUAAAUCGCUAUGGUGUAAAUCAUGAAGGUUGUACCAAAGGAUGGCUCAAUAUUCCUCAUUCCAUGCGCAUAUUCUAUAUCCAUGCUUAUUGCAGUAAAAUUUGGAAUGAAGCAGCAUCAUAUAGGCUGAAGAUUUAUGGUUCAAAAGUUGUUGAGGGUGAUCUUGUCUUCUCAGAAGAAAAUGAUGAAAGUGUUUCCCUGAAUGACAAGGUUCAUGUAGUCACUGCUCCAGAAGAGUCAGCUAACAAAUACUCUAUAAAACAAGUUGUUCUUCCAAUGGUGGGACAUAGUAUCAAGUAUCCCAGUAAUAAAGUUGGGCAAUGGUACCAUGAAAGGCUUUCUAAGGAUGAGCUGCAGAUGUGCAAAUUCAGAGUGUCUCCAUUACAGCUGAAUAUACCUGGAUGCUACAGACCCAUUUUGAAAAAUGUUCAGAAUCUGUCAUAUUUUUUGGAAGGUAGUGAAAAAGGAAUCGAAAUUGAAGACAACCAUCUGAAUGCACCAAAAGUCUCUCUUCAUGUAUCAUUUGACCUUGAUCCUUCAUGUUAUGCAACAGUCUGUCUGAGAGAAAUAAUGAAAUGUGACUUUUAAGGUUCCAGUUAAUGAAAGAUUGCAGAAAUAUUAUAUAAUGGUGAUAUUUUAUGUAUAAUGCCAAGAAAAUAAGGGAGAAUAACAGGUUGAAGCCAGGAACAGGAAAAAUUUGUAGAUUGAGUUUCAUACUGAUUAGGGAAAAAACCCACCAAAAUCCUUUGGAAUGUUCCAAAAACAUUCCAAACCCUAAAUGCAAACCCUUGGAUGCAUUGGAGUAAAACUAUGUGUUAUGCCAGGCAGGUCUAACAGAAAUUAAAGAAACCAUGGGCUGCAAGCAUGAAUUUCGUAUUUGCAGACAUCUGACUUGCAAAGUUAAAUCCUGGAAAAAUGUUUGCAGCAAACAAAUGUAUCUUUUAUUUCAUAAUCAUUUUUUAAAAAAUGGUUUAUACUAAAUGCUGUUUAAGCAAUAAUGUUACAAGUUUGCAGCCUACAGGUAUCUAACUGAAAAGUUGCGGUACUGAGGUUCACUAAAUAUAUUGUGUUUUCAUUGUGUUCAGGCCCUAAGUGUUAAAAGGUAAAAGUCCUGAGUCAACAGUGACAAGUCAUCUGAUACCUUAUCAGACAUUUGAUGAAUCCCCCAACUUAAGUUAAUGCUAAGGAUUCCAGGAUUAAGUAAUGCAUAGCUGUUAUUUAGUGCCUAUUCAAGUAAGCUCAUCAAGAUGAGGUGAGUAAUUCACAUAACUGCAAAACCAUUUAUAAUAAAACCAAAAACCUGUUUUAUUGUUUACAGGAUGCAGACUCUAUUCCUGUUACUGUGAAGCCUUAUGGUAGCAAAAAAAUGUUAAUGGAACCAUCCCUGGAAAAAAGCUUUUAUAUUUUUUUUCUUAAUUAAAAAAAAACAGUUAACUGU